CAGCCAGCUCGGUUUCUGUGCCGACAGACGCUCAUCAAUAUUCCGGCAGUGCCACUUGUUGUUGUCGCUACUGUGGAACAUGGACGACUGUACUCUAGAGAAGCUGGGCGUCUCUCCGGGCGCACUCACGCCCAAGUUCCACAGGGACACGCUAGAGUACAACGUCACGGUCGCCAGCAACGUGGAGAAGGUCAAGUUCGAUGUGCUGACCAGCGACAGCGGCGCCUCCUACCAGAUCAAGAACAGUGGCGGAGAGAAGACCAUCCCGCUGAAGGAGGGGGAUGUGACAAACGUGCAGAUCGAGGUGACGGCGGAGGACGGCACGGUGAAGAUCUACGCCGUGAACGUGAAGCGUCUGUCGGCGAGCGACGCCACCCUCACCACCCUGCAGCUGUCAGCCGGCGCGCUGGAACCGGAGUUUGCACCAGGAACAUACACUUAUUCUACUACGUUACCCUGCCACGUCAGUUCCCUGACCAUCACAGCCAAGGCCCCAGAUCCUAAGGCAGGUGUGAAGGUGUGCGGACAGACACCUGACACACCUGUGCAGCUGAACGUGGGCGAGACUCAGGUGGAUGUGGAAGUCACCUCACCUGAUGGAUCAAGGCAACAGAUGUACUCCAUCAGUGUAGUAAAGGAGCCAAUGGGAAGGUUCGUCAAGCUGGCCGACCCCAAACUGGCGCUGCAGCUGGAGUGUCCGGUUACGCUCGGGCCGCUGUAUCGACCAAUCAGCAUCCGGGAGAGCGACCCCAAGCACACCUACUCCGCACCCUGCAUCGAUGUCCUGACCAGGACCUCAAAACAGGACCCCUUAGACGAAAGCCCCUUGCCUAGUGAGUGGAGGAUUGUGGACUUUGAUGUGGACAAGAAGGUGUCUGCUGCUGUUGUCAGCUGUAUCUACACACACACAGGCUGCACAGAACAGAUAAAGUACGGGGAGCUCGGUGCCCACGCUAAGGACUGCCAGCACAAGCCCAAACCUGAGCCUAACGCAGCGCUGGUGACAGACUCUGCCUGGUACAAGGCCGACUUUGCCUCCACCAAGAAGACGGACUCGGACAUCAAACACAAAGUGGAGGUUCGAAGCUGGGAGAAACAUCUCCACAAUGUGACUGACUCCACCCUGAAGGAACUGGACGACCAGGCCAAGGAGCAUCUUAAGAACUACAGAGAGGCCUUGCCUAGGAUAGGACAAAACCAGUCAUAUGAGCACGGGAAGUCUCCGCUGGACUACCUGCGCAACGCGGCGCAGUGUUACGCCACCGGCAUCAAGAUGAAGGCGAAGGAUGCGAGCCUGCACUGCAGCCUGGGGCUGGUGCUGGAGGAGCAGUACUACGCUAAGGACAUGUACGGGCUCAAGGAACAGGAUGAAGAGGACGACCUUGGCCUCGCCGGGCUGAACUUGGCUGCCAAGGAGAGCUCCAAGGAGGAGGAGAUUGACGCCAUCUGUAACCUGAGAGGGGUGCCCGCCACGGCGCCGCUCGCUCGGAAACUGAAGGCCGUGGACGAGGAGUUUCACCACCUGCUGGACGGGGGGCAGACAGGGAAGGCCGAGCACGUGCAGGCGCUGUACGCAUGGAAGUCCAAGCAGGCCACACAGGACGGUAAGGUCGCCCAGCAGGCUGAAGAUGAGACCAACACGUUGGGCCAGGCGUACCUGAAGUUCCUUGAUGCUCUGUCACUGGACCAGAGCCACACCCUGUACAACCUGCAUGUGGGCAGGAUGCUGCUGCUGCAGGGCAAGACCACAGAGGCUCAGGCGCGGCUGCAGCUCUCCGUCGGCAUGAACCCCAAGAACCAGGCCGCUAGGUUCUACCUUGGUCUGGCCAUGGCGAUGGCGCCAAAGGGGCCUCCCCAGGACCGCCUCAGCGAGACUAUCACAUUCCUGAACGAGGGGGUGGAGACCGUGCUGGCGCAGAGGUGUGCUCUGGCGGAGGGGACCGCAGCUCAGAGCCAGCCAAACCUGCACUCGGAGGACCUGUGGCGACUGUCCAACCUGCAGAUGCUGAGAGGGUUCCAGCUGCUGGGGCAGCUGCUGGCCAAACAGGACCCCCCACAGGGAUGUAUGUCCGCCCUGGACGUUCUACACAACGCGACCCUGCUGUCCUCCCAGGCCAUGUGUGAGAUGGUGCACCGGGGGGAGGUGUACCGCCAGGUGGAAUGGAUGCUGCUCACCUCCACUAACCACAGCCGUUUAUUUUACCGUCUUCCCUCCCUCCUCAGCGCGACCCUGCUGUCCUCCCAGGCCAUGUGUGAGAUGGUGCACCGGGGGGAGGUGUACCGCCAGGUGGAAUGGAUGCUGCUCACCUCCCACUACCAACUGCUGGAGCACCUGGCAGCAAAGCAGGCUGGGAAGGAGGACCUGAUCGCGCUGCGGUGUCGCGACCUCUCGGCGCUGAUCCGGGCCUGCAGCAUUCCGCAGAACACCGAGCUGCUGGUCAUGCAGGAGAAGACCUGUCAGAAAGGCGUGCUGAUCCGGCCGUGUGACAGCAGCGCCCUCUGUCACCUGGCGUACGCCCAGCUGGCCCGGUACGACGACGAACCGUCCACCGACGCGGCGGCUCGAGCCCUGCGAGACUCCAGGCUCACUUUCCACACCUGCAUCGGGCUGGAGGGCAAGCCUGUGGCGGGAGAACCACUGAGUGAGAUCACUGGCCAGCAGUGGUGGCAGGAUAAAGUUGCCAAAGAGGAGGAGGAGAAGAAAGCAGCUGAAGCAGCCAAGAAGCCGGCUGCAGCACCAACAGGACCUGCUAGGGGCGCUGCAGCACGGGGCAGGGCGGCACCAGCAGCAGCUGCAAGAGGAGGGAGGGGGGCGGCCGCAGCUUCUGUCGGGAACCCAAAGUCUGUUCCUUCCUCCUCCCCUCCCCCCAAACCCGGCACCCCCGCGGGGAGGGGCGCUGCUGUUCCUUCCUCCUCCCUUCCCCCCAAAUCUGGCACCUCAGUGGGGAGAGGCGCUGCUGCCGGGAAAAGUGCAAUAUCCACAGCCAAACCUGCCUCUGUACAGAAAGGUGCCACCUCAAUCCAUACAGUAGAAGAUGGUGCAGGCAGACAACUCCACUUUCCAGCACAGAGUUCUACCACUUCCACGUCUUCCACCAAAACAAACAGUUCUUCAUCCAAAAACCCCGCCGGGCGAGGUGCAAUAUCGACAACAAAGUCCUCAGCAACACAGAAAGCCCCUGCCAGGGGAAGAGGUGCUCCUGCUGCAAAGGCUGCCCCAGCCCCCAGGGGAGGUGCCGCCAGGGGUGGGGCAGCGGGGAAAGCUGCACCCCCGGCCAGGGGAGGCCCUGCUGCAAGGGGAGGGGCAGCCAAACCGGCGGCAGCCCCUGCGGCGGGGAAGCCCGCGUGUAAACCUGGGGAGAAAGCUGAGGACAAGCCUGCCACACCCACCAAGGCUACAGAGCCUGAGAAAACCCCUGCACCAAUCCCAGCCAACACACCGCUGAACAGGGCCAGUUAUCGCCCGCGGCUCGGCCUGGCCAGGGCGCUGGCUCGCACGGACGACACCAUCGACGAUGCCAAGAAGUGGUACAACGAGGUCAUGACCAUGGCACCAGAGAUCCACGACGCGUACAUAGAGCUAGCGGACAUGCUGAUCAAGGCAGAGCCCCUAGCGGCCGUGGACGUGUACUGCAGGUUCCCGUUCCCCGAGGAGCUGACCUUCGACGACGCGUACAUCCACGGCGAGGUCGUGCGGAUCCUGAUGAAACACGAGAAGUUCGACGACCCCAGACUAGCCGACAGCAUGAUCGCCUUCGGUCGGGUCAUGGGCAUCACAACCCUUGACAAGUACGUCAGCAUCCUGGACGACAAGUUCAAGACCGACAUGCUGAAGAAGAUCUACGCAGGGGUCCAUGGGAAGGCGGUGGACGACCCUGACCUUCAGGCCUUCUUCAAGUUCAAGUGUUGGGACUGACCCCGACCCUCCAGGCGGCUUAUCGUAGUUUUUAUUGGAGACUGUUGUCAAUUUAUUCAGAUCUCAUUGCACAGCUUUCAGUGGAGACUGUUGUCAUUUUAUUCAGAUCUCAUCACCAAUCUCAUAGGCACAGCCUCUUAUCAUUGACUUCUUAGGCUCUGCUAAGCCAGGCUGAGGUAGUAAGCUGUCAGAUAAUCAGCAUUAGGCCACACCAAUUUAAUUUGUUGGUUCACAGAUUUAAAAAAAUGAAAAUCU
Molecule: messenger RNA, 4171 nt
Organism: Branchiostoma floridae (Florida lancelet)
Lineage: Eukaryota; Metazoa; Chordata; Leptocardii; Amphioxiformes; Branchiostomatidae
Biological process (GO): protein polyubiquitination; ubiquitin-dependent protein catabolic process
Molecular function (GO): ubiquitin protein ligase activity; protein binding
Source: RefSeq, a predicted model, not a curated record